UCGUGGCUGACGUCACAGUCAGUUAAACCGCAGUUUUUUGGGACCGGGGUAGUCACGAAGCAAGAGGACACAUUCCUUUGCGCCGGGGAGCAGGCACGCCCCUCCAAGCCCCGCUGCUUUAUAACGGGACUGGGCCGGGCAGAGGGAGACAACACAAUUGUAACUCUGAACUCCAAGUGGACGCAACUGUUCCCGUCAAAUAUGUACUGGGAUACCAUCCUGAAAUCCAACGAGAGAAACAUAGACACAAAAGACUCUAAAAUAAAGGUAGGAUUUUGCCUCCUGCGAUUUUAAGUUUGUUUAUGUAUGCAGUCUGCACGAACAUUUAGAAUGCAUUAUAUUAUAUUUACAUUUUCAGAGACCAUUUUAAAGAAAUCAACCAAAGAUGUAUAAUUGUAUGAAAAAGAUGUUCCACAAUAAAAUGGUUAUGACAUAUGUAUUCCAAUUUUUCCAAACAGAUGGAAAUGUACCAAGCUGGAUAUUAUAUGGAAGACUUCAGGACACAGGAAGUCCCUGCUGGUUUUGACUUUGCAUCAUAUGGUAAGUCAUGUUCUCAUUGGAUAACUUAUUGAUUAACACUGGUCAAUGUAUCAGUUCAGAUUUAACUUCACCCCAAACCAAAUAACUGCCACCAUCGCCACUUGAAUUAUGAUUAAUCAUCAACUUUAUUCGUUAUUUUUUAAUUUUUUUAUUUUACCUUUAUUUAACUAGGCAAGUCAGUUAAGAACAAAUUCUUAUUUACAAUGACGGCCUACACCGGCCAAACCCGGACGACGCUGGGCCAAUUGUGUGCCGCCCUAUGGGACUCCCAAUCACGGCCAGUUGUGAUACAGCAUGGAAUCGAACCAGGGGGUCUGUAGUGAUGCCUCAAGCACUGAGAUACAGUGCCUUAGACACUCUGAAAAUAACUCUGAGUAUCCACAUUUUUCUAUGAUAAGAUUUUGAGCUAUGUUUCCUGUAGCUCUGUGUAGUAGUUGAAGGACAAAGGAAAUGUUUUGCAGAGUUAGUAUCUCGUCAGCCCUGUCAGGAAACUCAAAAUGAGACCUUGACAUCUGCUUCUUCUACCCAACCGAGGGCUGCGUCAGGAAAAGGGGUGCUGGGGUGUUUGUCCAUACACUGUUUGUAGGAAUGUCAGUCUGACUGAGGGAGGUAGAGCGAGACGGAGUGGUCGGGUUAAAGACCCUCCCUCUCUCUUUCCCUAAUCCUUUCCUCCAGACUUCCUUCUCCAACAGAUUUAGAGCCCCUCUCCUCCCCCUUCAUCACUACUCUGUCACACUCCCUCCUCUGGCGUUUCCUCCUCUUUCCCUCUGUUUCCCCUUCUCCCUCCAUUCAACUAAAAUGGGUACGGUUGAGAUUUUGUUCUGGGUGCUGCAGAAUAGUUGUUGAAUAGAUAUAUUAAUGUAUCAUUAUUACUAUUAUUAAACAUAAAUAAGAAUGAUGAGUAAUAGUAGUAGACCGUAACAUAUUAUCGCUUCUAUAAUAGCAGUUAGACAGUCUUUAGAGAUAAGCUUGUAACCCCUUCGUAUCAUUAAAACCUAUUACAUUCUAAACGUAUUGUAUUUCUAUUCCAUUUUGAGUUCUAUUUAGAUCUUUCUGCCUUUUGACUCAUCCCUAUCAUUCUCUUCUAUCUCUGUGACCUCCAGACUACAGUGAUGAAGACCUGUCUUUUCUAUUAGACGGUAAAAGACCUGGGCAGCAGCAGCAGUAUCCAGAGAGUUACGGAGAGCCGCAGAAGAAUCCACGUCCGUACGACAACAAAGGUACACAUAUAAAGACUGUUAUAAAGACUCUUUAACAACCACUUUAUUAGACCACUCUGAUAAGCAUUCUGGGGGAAAAAAUCACUAUAUAGGCCUGUCAAUGACCAUUGACUAACUUCCAAUGUUGCUCACGUGUAUUUAUUUUUGACGUCUUUCAUUCUUUUUUACAGUAACCUCCAGUGACUCUGUCCUGUUCAACCUGGAUUCAUACCCAGAGUUUAACUGUUGGGCGUCAUACCCAAGUGGUGCGUGUCAGUCGCCUAUUCUCCAAUCCAUAUGUUUCUAUCAUUUUGAGAAUGAUUCUAUUAUCAACACCUGUUGUAGUAUUAGAAAUGAAUGAAUAUUGAUCAUGAUUGUUAAUUCCAUUUUUUUCGCCUCUAUCUAUUAUUAGAUGGGCUGACUUUGGACCAGUCUCAAGUGGGGUUCCAGGAUUCCACCCAGACUUACCACAGUCUUGUACCCCUGUGUUCCCCAGCCCAGAGUGGACAGUUCAGCCCAGGCAUGGAGGAUGCCAGCACCAGCAACUCCUUCCUCGCUGGAAAAGGAACGAGCCACAGAGGGACCCCCAGCACUGUCAGCCUGGACCACCUCGGUAGGAAGAACCACACAUUUGAGACAUAAUGCAAAAAAAAUGGAAUUAACCAAUGCAUGACCAUUAGGCCUAUUUGUGUUUAAAAACAUAUUGCCUGUUUUUUUUGUAGGCUGUGUAACGUCUAAUUCAUAUACUUUUUCAAGCUGUUUGUUAUAACCAGCUCUCCUUCGUUUAUUUAAUUUAUAAAAAGAACCACACAGAGAAAUCCAUAGGCUAUGAUUACUUGGAUAAUAUAUGCAAUGUCUAACUCCUCCUCCUCUUCCAUAGGUGAAGCUGAGCAAAGCCACUCAGGUGGAAAACUGUACGACUCAGAAGCACAGAAGAGGUCCUCCUCCUUCUGGCCGGACUACCCCUCUCCCAGCUAUGGCGCACCCCUGCCGCCUCCUCACCACCCUCCAUCUUGUUCCUCAAUCCCUGGACCACAGCAGCCCUCAGAGCAGUACUGCCACCGUGUGGCCAAACGCAAAAGUACACACUCCCAAAGACCCGAGAGGGAAGGAGGACAAGUGAUGGGAAUGUCAGCUUAUCCAGGUGAGACUAGUCUCUUAUCAUGACUUAUCAUUACUGCUGUUAUACAAGUGUGUGUGAGCAUGGGUAGUGUGUGUAUAUUGGAGCCUGAUUGUGUGUUUGCUCUAGAAUGUGCUUUUGUCAUUACUGUGUCUUCUUUUAAAUAGAAACAAGUUCAUAGUAUAUCUUAGAGUAGCAGGCAAAAAAUAAUAAUAUUUUGAUGCGUCUUUUCUCUCUAUUCAGGAUCAGGGCCCAUCCAAUUGUGGCAGUUCUUACUGGAGCUGCUUUUAGACUCCGCCUGCUGUACCUUCAUCUGCUGGACAGGAGACGGCUGGGAGUUCAAGAUGUCAGACCCAGCAGAGGUGAGUUUCUCUACUGAUUGUGAGAGAUUGUAACCACUCAUAGUAGGAGUUGGAAACCAGCAUAGGAUUGAGCAAUGGAAAUAUGCUGUCAGGUGUUUGUGGUUAUUUUUUAACAACCACCCCCUUUGUGUUUGAUCCAGGUGGCCAAGCGUUGGGGCCAGUGUAAGAACAAGCCCAAGAUGAACUACGAGAAGCUGAGCCGCGGCCUGCGUUACUACUACCACAAGAACAUCAUCCACAAAACGACGGGCAAGCGCUACGUCUACCGCUUCGUCUGUGAUGUGCAGGGGAUGCUGGGAAAGACGGCACAGGAGGUCCUGGUCGGUCUGAACAUUUUACCCACGGAUAUAGAGUCAUCCUAG
This is a messenger RNA of Coregonus sp. 'balchen', 3583 nucleotides long. NCBI's taxonomy places the organism in Eukaryota, Metazoa, Chordata, Actinopteri, Salmoniformes, Salmonidae. The record is from the annotation of a GenBank genome assembly.